AGCGCGCGGCCGGCAGGGCCAGCAAGGCGAGCGCUGCCCGCCAGUCCGCUGCUCCCCGCUGCGAUUCCGGCGCACCGUCGGGGGCCGCGCCAUGCCGCCGCUUCUCUACCUGUCACUCUUGCCGGGGCUGGUGCUCGCCUUCAAUCUGGACACGAGCAACGUGGUCGUGUGGAGCGGCGAUGCGGGCAGUUACUUCGGGUUCUCCCUGGCCAUGCACCAGCAGCUGGUGCCGGAGGACAGGCGGCUGUUGCUGGUUGGUGCACCUCGUCAAAAAGCUUUCCCAUCCCAGCGAGCCAACAGAACGGGAGGGCUGUACAGCUGUGACAUUGCCUCUCCAGCUAAGUCGUGCGAACGUAUACAAUUUGAUGAAGAAGUUGAUCUGAAAACAGAAAGCAAGGAAGAUCAAUGGAUGGGUGUAACUGUCCAAAGUCAAGGCCCUGGUGGGAAAGUCGUGACCUGUGCACAUCGCUAUGAGAAAAGGCAGUUCACAAACACAGAAAUGGAAACCCGAGAUAUCUUUGGAAAUUGCUAUGUCCUGAGCCAGGAUCUUACUAUCAACAAGAAUGAUAAUAUGGAUGGUGCAGACUGGGGGUUUUGCCAGGGCCGGUUGAGAGGCCAUGAGAAGUUUGGUUCAUGUCAGCAAGGUGUCGCCGCCACUUUUACCAAGGAUUACCAUUAUAUUGUAUUUGGGGCACCAGGGACCUAUAACUGGAAAGGAAUGGUUCGUGCAGAGCAAAAGAAUUUCACCCUAAUGGAAAGGGGAAUCUUUGAGGAUGGGCCUUAUGAAGUGGGUGGUGAGAGAACCCAAGAUGAGAGCCUAGUUCCUGUUCCAGCCAACAGUUACUUAGUUCAGUCAGGGCGCUCUUCCUACUCCAUUUUUGUGGCCUCUUUGAAGUGUAAAAACAGUACUCUGGCUGAGAAAGCCCUAAGAGCUGCUAAGCUGAGAGGACACGUGGGUGCGCGGAGAAGGACACGCUCACGUGUGUGCCAUGGCUGCAAUCACUGCUCUGCCCGCAUGCUGUAUCAUAAAUCUCCUGCAUGUACAUCCCUGAAUCUAUCAUCAGCAGACUUUUCAUUUGGUCGCUGUUGCUUGAUUAAUGAAGCGCAGUGUCACAAUGACCUGGUUCACAUGACACGACGUUGGCAAGAUAUUGUUGUGGGAGCACCACAAUAUUUUGACAGAGAUGGAGAAAUUGGUGGGGCUGUGUAUGUUUACAUUAAUCAGGAAGGCAAAUGGGAAGGGGUAAAGCCAGUUCGGCUCACUGGACCAGCAAACUCAAUGUUUGGAAUUGCCAUUGAAAACAUCGGGGAUGUUAACCAAGAUGGCUUCCAAGAUAUUGCUGUGGGAGCUCCAUAUGACGGAGAUUUUGGCAAAGUUUACAUCUAUCAUGGCUCAAAGGAUGGCAUCAACAUGAACGCAUCGCAGAUUCUGGAUGGCGAGGCAAACAAAGUCACAUCCUUCGGUUACUCUAUUGCCGGGAAUAUGGAUCUUGAUAGGAACACCUACCCUGACAUCGCUGUGGGGUCUCUUUCAGAUCUUGUGUCUGUCUACAGGGCAAGACCUGUGAUAAACCUGAAGAAAACCAUUGAAAUAUCUCCAGAAAGAAUUGAUCUAAACAAAAAGAACUGUCAGGACGAUAGUGGAAUUUGUAUGAACAUUAAAGCGUGCUUUGAAUAUACGGCGAAACCCCUUGACUUCAACUCCCCAAUAACUGUGGACUACACAUUCGACGUGGAAGGCGAGAGGCGGCGGCUGGGGCUGCCCUCCCGGGUGCACUUCCGCAGGCUGCCCUCCGAUCAGUUUAGCGGAAGGGUGACUCUUCCAGCACAGAGGAGGGAAGAGUGCGUGACGACGGCUCUUGUCCUGCAGGAAAAAGUUAAAGAUAAACUGCGUCCGAUUCCUGUAACGCUUGCCGUCACAAUGAAUGGUGCCGCAUCCAGCUCACAGCCAAGGCGGAAACAAGGAGGGGCACUUCCAGAGCUCGCUCCAAUUCUAAAUUCAAAUGAGCCAAAAACAGUUCAUUCAGAAGUACAGUUUCUGAAAGAAGGCUGCGGACCAGACAAUAUCUGCAACAGCAAUUUGAAGCUUCAUUACAGAUUUUGCACCAAAGAAGGAAGUGAAGACAAAUUUGCCUACCUUCCAGUGGAGAACAAUGUUCCAGUGCUUGUGCUCAAAGACCAGAAGGAUAUUGCCCUCGAAAUCACAGUCACAAACAGUCCCUCAGAUCCAAGACAGCCCCAGAAAGAUGGAGAAGAUGCUCAUGAAGCUAAGCUCAUAGCUUCCUUUCCAGACAGCUUGACUUUCUCUGCAUUCAGGGAGCUGAAAAGCUUUCCAGAAAAACAGCUGACCUGUGGUGCUAAUCCUAAUGGUUCGCAAGUAGACUGUGAACUUGGAAACCCUUUCAAGAGAAAUUCUAAUGUUACAUUUUAUGUGAUUUUAAGUACAACUAAAGUUAAUGUGGACACAAGGGACUUGGACAUUAAUCUGAAAUUGGAAACAACAAGCAAUCAAGCGAAUUUGGAUCCAAUUACUGCGAGGGCUAAAGUAGUUAUUGAACUGCUUUUGUCACUCACAGGGGUUGCUAAGCCUCCUCAAGUAUACUUUGGUGGCAGUGUCAUUGGUGAGAGUGCUAUGAAAUCAGAAGACGACAUUGGGAGCUUAAUUGAAUACGAGUUCGCUAUAACUAACUUUGGUAAGCCACUGAAAACAUUCGGCACUGCGUUCUUGGACAUCCUGUGGCCCAAAGAAAUCAAGAAUGGCAAAUGGUUGCUGUAUUUGGUUUCAAUACACUCCAAAGAAUUAGGAGAACUCCAGUGUGAACCUCUGCAGGAAAUAAACCCACAGAGAAUUGGGAAGUCUCGAAGCUCAAGGACAAAACGUGAAGUUGCAGAGAAGCAGACAGAGGGCAGCAAAGGCUUUUCUUUGUUUUCAGAAAGAAAAUCUAAGACCUUGGAAUGUAAUGGGGAGGCCAACUGUGUCAACAUAAGAUGCCCUUUGCAAGGCUUGGACAGCAGAGCAUCUGUAACACUGCGGUCAAGAUUGUGGAAUAGCACUUUCCUAGAGGAGUACUCUAAAAUGAACUACCUAGAAAUUCUUCUUAGAGCUACAAUCAGUAUUGAUGCUGCUGCGGAUAACAUUAAGCUGGCGAACGAAGCUACUUAUGUGCGGGUCACUGUCUUUCCUGCAAAGACAGUAGCAUUGUAUAAAGGGGUCCCUUGGUGGAUUAUCUUAGUAGCCGUUCUUGCAGGAUUGUUAAUGCUUGCUUUGCUGGUGUUCCUACUAUGGAAGUGUGGGUUCUUCCAGCGUUCCAGGUACGAUGACAGUGUCCCCCGCUACCAUGCUGUAAGAAUUCGGAAAGAGGAGAGACAAAUCAAAGAUGGAAAAACUAAAGAAAAUCCCACAAAAAAGCAGUGGAUCACAAGGUGGAAUGAAAAUGAAAGCUAUUCCUAGGGAUUGUCUCCCUGAACUGAAGGGUCAUAUGGUUUUUAAGAUACUUUUGAUUGACAGGAUGAAUGGAUAAAUGGAUGAAGACCUAUGUACAGAAGUGGCUGUCCCUUUUUUUGUAUAUAUUAGUUUCCCAUCAAAGCUUUUUUUGCUUUGUUUUGCAGACCUAAAUUUGUCUAAAACUAUAUGUAGGUAUGAGCCAAUCUUUAAGAAAGAUUCCAUGUAAAAUCCAUACCAUCAGUCAGAGAGGGAAAAGGGAGCCGGAAGAGGAAAGUGCUGUGUCAGCUCAGGUUGCCUUUUCUGCCAUCCAAGCCCCUUUCUGGGAGCCUGUCUGGUUUCUCCCAGUUCGGCCUUUGCAGCUGGAGUCCUGGGUGUCUUUUAGCAACCCUUUCGGCACCCCGUGUGAGGCAAAUGCAGGGCUGCCUCUUGGCAUGAGGAAAAAAUAGCCCAUUGUUGUGAGGAAAAGCUGACUGCGUCCAAAGAGAAAAGCAGCAACCCAAGUCAUUGUGGGGCUUGGUCAAAGCCCCUCGCCAGAGUCUGAACUGAGCUGUCCAUAUGACCUGCAGAGGCUGAACUACAGAUUCAGUUUUGCUCAACCUGUCUUGAGUUUUCGGACUCUGCCUCCUUGCUGUGCUGCAUCCCUGAACAGCUGGUGCCUCACUCCCACCUGGACAAAAGACAUGGAGCUCAUUUACUAAUUGAGUGCUCCUAUAUUUCAUAGAAACAUAGAAACAGAGCAAGUCUGAAGGGGCCUCCCGGGCCAUCUAGGCUGACCCCCGGCUCUAGUCGGCUCCACUCAUGACAUGCCUACCAUGUGCAUGUUAUUAGUCUUUGUUACUAGUCCUUGAAAUGCCAGAAGGGGAGACAAUCUUGCCUUUUUGUGCUGGGAAUUGUCUCUUGCCACAGAUUCAUAUAAAAAUGGUAUGAGACUUUGGGUUGCACAAUCAAACAGCCCACCACCAUGGCUUAUUUAAGCCACAAUGCGUUUUAGGACAUGCAGUGCCCCUUUUGAAUAUUCACCCUGCAAUUGCAGCUUGUCAUGACAUCCAAACCUGGGGACCAUCAGUUAAACAAUAGCUAAUGGUAAAACAGGCUACUGAUUCGGCACCGGAUGUUUAAGCCUGGCACAGCCCACAGUUGGGGUUUGAAUAAUACGACAGGCUAUGACUUGAAUAUACAGGAUGGCACCUGUGGGUUCCGCAGCUAAUCAUGGUUUAAAUAAGCUGCAAGCCGCAACAAGAGUAUGGAUCCAGGUUCUUUAGUGUGACAGAGAGCGUGGUAUAACCUGGCCCGCACUCAUUUGUAGAGAAGAGCAUAGUUUCUCAGUUUGAUUCGUUCUUCCCUGAUUUUUGGAUGAGUUUGCUUGCCUGAGGGAUUGUUUUGGGUCUCAGAAUGUCUGUUAUACUGCCUGGCAUCCCAUCCCCCCCCCCCCCCCCCCCCCCCCCCCCCACUGGAAAAUGUUCUUCUUAAUCCCCAGAUUACACUGGCUGUGAUUAUUUAGUGGAAAGAGUUGCUCUGCACAUGGUCAGAGUUUAUAGCCCUUAUUAAUAGGAUUAAGCCAUGGCACUGAAAACAGAUUUUAAGCUCUACUGGGCCUUGAUUCAAAUUAAAUUUUACUCAUGUAACUAAAAUAAUGAGUUCUUUCAGUUUUAGGGAACAAAUGGAGUGGAUUUUGAAGUGCCUGAAAUAUCGUAUUUGUGUGGUAGUAACUUUUGCUGAAAAAAAACCUGCAUGCAGAAGCAAAUAUUUCCUGGCAUUUUUAAAGCUUUGAUGUAUGUUUUUUGUUUUGUUUUUACAAUAAGUGUGUGUUUUUCUGUAAUAUGUAUCCAGCCUAUAUCAGUUGACCUUAGUUCCCAUUUAAAUUAAUUGAGUUUAAUUCAUGACUAACUUGUCUUGUAUUGGUGUUAAUGGGAACUAAGUUCAGCUAACUUACUGUGCAAUCUUAUGCACAUCUACUUAGAAGUAAGUUCCACUGAGUUCACUGGGACUUACUCCCAAAUGAGUAUAGUAUUGCAAGAAUAGUCUGGAUUCAACUCAAUGUGUUUAAGAACUGCUGCAAAGAUAGCUGGUAAAGCUCAGUUUUUAAACAAGGUGCUGACCCCAACUUUGUCUGACUUUAUGCUCAAAUGAAAGUAAUUCCUUCUGUCUGUGGGUGUGUAAAGAAUAGCUGCUGUUUCUCAGUAGAGAGACCAUGGCACUCUGCACAUGUUUAAAAUAACUCUUUCCUUUAAGUACUGUACCAGUUCUAGUGUGGGGAAGGGAGAAGAAUUUUAAAAUCGAAGCCCAAUCAUUCAAAAAGUUAGCACCAUUUUUACACAGUGGUGCAGGCUUGUGUUUUUCAGGUAAAUUUGGGUUCUUUAAAACAGCUAAUUUUGUGUUCUCAGACUAAUGUGUAACUAUGGUAGUUAGGGUAUCUUAAAUGUGCAAUAGAUCUUGUUUCAAUAAUGUUUUAAAAAUCAAUUUGUGUGAAUCUCCUGCUCACACCAAAUAUACACAGGUUUGUUUUUAAAGCUUGAAUAUUGGUUGUACUUUUUUGUAUAUACUGUAAGUCAUCAUUAUAUAUUUAUUUUUAUCAUAAAUCUUUGCCUUUAACUGACUGUUAAGCCAAAGAUUUUUAACUGGACUUUAAAAAUAGGGAGCAAUAGUAUAUAAAAGAGUUCAGUGAUUACAAGCAAAUACUUUCCGCCAAAUGUGCCGAUAUGUUAACCUUUGUAUUUCAGUGGUUACAGGAACAAUCUCACGCAUAUUUAGACCAAAAAUAAAAAAUAAAAAGGCCUACAACUGCCAGCAUGUCCCAGCCAACCAUCCUGGGAGUUAUAGGCCUUUUUUUGUCUAAACAUGCAUAGAAUGUACCCUAAAUCAUUCUCAGAAAGUCUUCUUUACAUACUGUAUUUCUGAUGAUGUAGUAUGGAGAUAUUUUAUCUUCUGAAUAAUUUGUGCACUAAUUCAUACCUACAAAUGUUUUAUCUAUAGAAAUUCUAUAUGACUAACUUAAAGAACAAUAUGACAAGUGCUUCUUGGAGUGAGGAAAGGUUUUCUGGGUCUAUGUUUGAAACAAGAUUAACUACUGCAGGUGUUAUAGCACUUGAAACAAAACAUAAGCUUCAAAUUUAAGUAUGGAUCUAUACUGGUCCAGUUUAAGACUACUGAAUAAAUGCCAUAAAUACCUAAAUUUUACCUGUAAGAAUAGUUCCAUACAGUUGUGCUAUUUGAUACUUGUGACUGUAACAAAAAUAUUUACUUUUAUAAAGCUACAUCUAAAAAAGCAUUGGUACUGGUAAAGAAUUAUAAACAUGCUCUAACAUUUACUGUAAAUGAAAAACCAAUAAAACCUUAAUAUGGGAGUAUUAUUUGAAAAGGGAUGACAACUAUGCAAAUUUGCCUUGAAACACCAGAUGCUAUUUAUGCUUUGCACACUGGAAUCACACUACCAAAAAACCAACAAACCAAACACCCACCCCCAGCCAGCCCAACUCUGUCAUUUGGGAGUGAUUAUUGUCCUUUUCAAUGUUUUGUGUCUGGCCGUUCUUACUGUUAUCCAAAUGAUUCUGGUCAUAUAUUUCAUAAAAAAUCUUUAGUGUUUCAGAAAGUUUUGUUUAUUUAAUGUGUAAGCUCUCUUUUGCCAAACUUCAGUUCCGGUUCUGGUGUUUGACGCUGUAUUCCACCAAGCACAGCUGCUUUCUUCCCCACCUGGUGCCCACUGCUUCAUUAAAAUGGGGGGCUAUGCAAAAGUCCCAUCGCAGCACACAUGGGGGAUAGCAACCCAUCUGUGUGAAUGGGCCAAGGGAGCAGUCCUGCUGACUGAAUCCCCAUUGCUUGUGGGUCCCUGAACUCGGAAGCUCAGGAGCAAAGUGGGAGGAGUGGUGGAGGCACUCUUCACCCUCACGUCCUCCUCUGCCAUGCAGUUUGCUGGACGGGCGUUUUUGCCCGUCUCACAAAGGUGUUUUGGAAGUGGAGGGAAGGAAGCUGGAGAGGCCUCAGGAUCCUUCCUUAUCCUAGCAGCAACACACUCCUCCCAUCCCCACUCCACCCCCUUUGCCCACCACCCCGCCAUGACCGAUUUCCUGACCUCAGAGAAGAAGCCAGCCUGGUUCUUUAUGCAGUGUCCGUGUGGGGAAGGGACAUGAUCCUUCUCUCAGAAACUUGAAAAACUACAGCUUUGAAACACUACUUAUUUCUUCAUAAAACCGCAGUUGUAUUCUGGUAUCUUAUUUAAAAAAAGACCUAAGGUUUUAGUAGCUGGCAUGGUCCACAGGGAAGGCUCUGCACUCUGGAGCCCAAAUUUGUGAGUUCAAAUCCCCUUUGCUUUCACCUACUUUUACAUUAAGCAAGGAUGCCGAGUCACCGUUGCUAAGCUGGAAGGCACCGGCCUGCAGCUGGAUGGGUGACCACUUGUGGAAGUGUGGGGUGGUGGACUCAAUGGCCUUAUAGGUCCCUUCCAACUCUACUUCUAAAUAUAUAGGUAAUGUUAAAUUAGAGCUGGUUUUAAGUAAAAAUGUCAUCUCGUGUCACUUCACUGGGAUAUAUUCAUUUUUAUACACUGACUGCUACUAACAUUUAAUGUUAAAUAACGGCUAAAAGUUACCUGUGGAUAUUUCUAUACAAGUGUGAAAUAAAUUUUGUAUGAAAAACUC
Molecule: messenger RNA, 8079 nt
Organism: Varanus komodoensis (Komodo dragon)
Lineage: Eukaryota; Metazoa; Chordata; Lepidosauria; Squamata; Varanidae
Gene: ITGA6
Product: integrin subunit alpha 6
Exons: 26
Coding region: 92-3451 (1119 amino acids)
Biological process (GO): cell adhesion mediated by integrin; leukocyte migration; integrin-mediated signaling pathway
Cellular component (GO): external side of plasma membrane; integrin complex
Molecular function (GO): integrin binding
Source: RefSeq, a predicted model, not a curated record